AUGCUUCAAUAAUCAUAACCAAUCCAUCAUUCUGUAAUAAAAUAUGAAGAGGAUGAUGUACCUUUGAUGUAUGAAGUGUUACCUUUUGAAGGGAGAGGUAAUUAUACUUUUGAAGAAUUUCAAUAACUAUAAGAGCGGAUAGUUUCACAUUAAUAAAUGAUGGAAAAUUACAAAGUAAAUACUUGGGAAACAAUGCAUUAUUAUGAGACAGUAACUGUUGAUAAGUGUAAAUCAGCAUUCUUAGAUAAUAAUGAGGAGUACCAAGGUAUGAUAACAAUGAUAGAGAUGUUUAAUGCAGAAGUAACUGUCUUCAGUUCAUCAGGUUCUAAAUGCCUAGUCAAGGAAUGCUCGAAUACGUAAUGGAAUGUGGAGACUCUAAUUUUUUCGUUCUUUAGCAAGCAUUAUUAGAGAGAUUUCAUUCUUUACACGAAAUAGAGACUUAUAAGCUAAAUUCAUUACUAGAUGUUACAAUUGGGCAUUAGAGACUAUAACCAAAGUUGAUUAUUAAAGUCGAAAACUUGAUAGUGAUUAACCACCAACAAGACCACCUACAGGUUAAACUAAAAGACCAUUUAGUAGUGCAACAUAACCUAAAAGACCUUAAAGUGCACUUACUAUUAAAAGUAUGCGACCAUAGUCAGGAUAUCCAACUACAGUAAUUGAUGGAUAUGCAGAAACCACCAUUGAAUAAACUCAUCCAGAUAGACCUGAUUCUGCAAUUACUGGUAUUAUUCGUAUAGACUAAAUGGUAUUAUUAAUUUAAAAUAUUUUUAAAGAAAGAAUCUCAAUAUAGCAAAGGAACUUUACUUCCAGGGGAUAUAAUUUAAGAUUAAUUAUAUGAUUAUUAAAGUGGUUCUCGAACAAAACAUGAUUCAAUGCCUCCACCAGAAUAACGUCUAACGAAUUAUAAGAGAAGGAUUAUAUAAAAUUUUUAAGCACCAAGACCUUAAAGUGCGUUAGAUAGUUCUGGUAAGAUUAAAAUGAAAUCAACAUUUCCAAAACCAAUAAAAUCAGCUAAAUAAACAGCAAUAGUGGAGGAGAAGGAAGAAGAAGUAAUUCAAGGAGAUUUAAUAGAUAAUAAUGAUGGAAUUAUAUUAAAUGAAGAAGAGUUAGCUGCUAGAUAAGCAGAAAAUGAAGCAAAAUUAAUAAUUUAAGAAGAGGAAGCUAAGAAAAAAGAAAAGACUCUUGAACCUUAGAUAAAAGUGUUUAUAAAUGAUGAAUAAGUAGAAAAUAAUUAGAAAGCAAGAAAUUUAGAUUUUGAAACAAGAGAUGGAUUUUAAUAAUAUUAAAAUUCAAAUUAAGCUGAUGAAAUAAGCAUUUAAAAUAAAUAUUAGAAACUUAGAAAUAAAGAAGCAUAAUAAAAAAGAGAAGAUGAAGAAAUGGUUGCAAUGAUGCAUCAAUGGUCUUCAAAUAAAGCAAGAGUUGAAAGAGAAAUGAAUAGAAGAAUAGAGAGUGCUAAUUAUGGUAAUAGAUUUAGAGAAUUAGAAAUGAAAGAAAGAUAAAAUAAGGAAAAAGAUUAUAAAGAACUUAAUAAAGUAAAUAUAUAUUAAUAUAAUAAUUAAGAUUUAAAAGAAUCAUUAAUUAAGUUUGAGUAAAAACAAAUCAAAAUGGGAAGAUGAUUUAAGUGAUUUAUCAGAUGAAGAGAUUGAAAUGAUAGAAAAUAAUAUUGAAAUUGAUGGUUAAACUGGAAUGAUAGAUGAUGAUGGUUUAAAACGGUAAUAAAAAAGAGUUAGACCUUAAACUUGUUAACCUAGAAAUUUAAAUGAAAAACUUCCUAAUUAUAGGAAAGAAUAGAAAUUUAUGAAUAAUACUGAUUUUAGAGGAUUAGAAUCAAAGAUUUCAAAACAUAAUAUAAAUAAAAUAAAAAAACUACAUGGAAAUAUUAUAGGUUUAUAAGAAGAAGAUGAAGCUAAUCGUCUUGCACCAGAAUAAAGUAUGUCUAUAUAUGGAAAAUAAUUAUCUCUUACUCAAUAAUAAAAAAGACCUUUAUCUGCAAUAUUAGCAGCUUAACCAUUGGAUUAAGUUAGAUAUGAAUAAUUAUAAGUAUAUAUAAUUUUAAAAUGAUUAGGAAAUAGAAGAAAUAAAAUUGAGAUUGGCAUAAAAAGGAGUUGCUGUUCCUGUUUAAAAAUUAGUUAAUGCUUUAUUGAUUCCUGAUCCUGUUAAUUUGAAAGAUCCUGAAGGUAAUUCAUUACCACCUCCAGGAUUUGGAAUGAAAGCAGAUCCUUUUGCUAAGAAAAAAAAAUCUAAAAAAAAGAAAAGAAGUAAGAAAUGAG
This is a messenger RNA of Paramecium sonneborni, 2273 nucleotides long. The record is from the annotation of a GenBank genome assembly. Lineage: Eukaryota; Ciliophora; Oligohymenophorea; Peniculida; Parameciidae.